Molecule: messenger RNA, 2236 nt
Organism: Raphanus sativus (radish)
Lineage: Eukaryota; Viridiplantae; Streptophyta; Magnoliopsida; Brassicales; Brassicaceae
Product: pentatricopeptide repeat-containing protein At5g50280, chloroplastic
Exons: 2
Coding region: 33-2141 (702 amino acids)
Molecular function (GO): protein binding
Source: RefSeq, a predicted model, not a curated record
UACAUAUAUAUACGAGAUUUCAGGCUAGAGCCAUGUCGAUGGCGUCUUCUUCUUCUCUAGCCACCCAAUCCUUUUAUACUUGGUUUUCUCUAUCUCACCGACGUCAGGCCCCUGAACCUUAUCUACUUCUCCGCUCUUCACUCUGUCGAAAUUCCAUCUCUCUCUCCGCUUCUUCCCCUUCCUCACCUUCUCCCAUUUUCCUCUCAUGUUUCGACGACCCACCACCACAAUAUGUUCCCGAACCACAUAAUCCAACUACUAUUAUCCAAGAAGAAAAAGAAGAAGAAGAUCCAAUUCUCAAAUUCUUCAAGUCACGAACUUCAACCGGAGAGGACCCUCCUCAAGAAUCCAAAUUCUCCCUCCAGAAGAACCGUCGAACCUCAUGGCACCUAGCUUCCGACUUCUCCGACCCGGAUCCCGAACCAACAAACCCCGUCUCUGCGGCAAACCAACAAACACCUGGUGUGCACAACAACAACAACAUCGCUCUCGAAAUCCUGGAAACAGCCAAGAAUCUGAGAGAGAAUCAAACCCUAGGAGAGAUGUUAUCAUGUUUCCAAGGCAAGGUCAGCGAAAGAGAGUGCGUGGAGGCAUUAGUCAUGUUGGGCGAAUCUGGUUUCAUCAAGUCUUGUUUGUAUUUCCACGAGUGGAUGACUCUCCAGAACAACCCCUCACUCGUUUCGCCUCGUGCUUCCUCUGUCUUGUUUACAUUGCUCGGGAGACAAGGAAUGGCCGAUACCAUUCUCCUUCUUCUUCGUAAUCUACCUGACAAGAAUGAGUUCAGAGAUGUUCGUCUCUACAAUGCCGCCAUCUCUGCACUCUCUGCUUCUCAAAGGUAUGAUGAUGCUUUGGAAGUGUAUGAGUCCAUGGAUAAGAUCAAUGUGGUUCCAGACAAUGUAACAUGUGCUGUAAUGAUCACGACGUUGAGGAGAGCAGGACGAACUGCGAAGCAAGUUUGGGAGGUAUUCGAGAAGAUGAGCGAGAAAGGUGUUUGUUGUUGGAGUCAGGAUGUUUUCGGCGCCCUUGUCAAAUCCUUUUGCGACGAAGGGCUUAAAGAAGAAGCUCUUGUGAUACAAACUGAGAUGGAGAAGAGAGGGAUACGUUCGAACACCGUUGUGUACAACACGUUGAUGGAUGCUUACAACAAGUCCAACCAGAUAGAAGAAGUGGAAGGUCUUUUCGCUGAGAUGAGGAGUAAAGGGUUGAAGCCAACAUCUGCGAGUUAUAACAUUCUUAUGGAUGCUUAUUCCAGAAGGAUGCAGCCUGAUAUCGUGGAGACGCUUCUGAAUGAGAUGGAGGGUUUGGGUUUAGAGCCUAAUGUGAAAUCUUAUACUUGUUUGAUUAGUGCGUACGGUAGGACGAAGAAGAUGAGCGAUAUGGCUGCUGAUGCUUUCCUGCGGAUGAAGAGAGUAGGUUUGAAACCUACUUCACAUUCUUACACUGCUCUUAUCCAUGCCUACUCUGUUAGCGGGUGGCACGAGAAAGCUUAUGCUUCGUUUGAAGAGAUGUGUAAAGAAGGGAUUAAACCGUCGGUUGAGACGUACACAUCGCUUCUAGAUGCGUUCAGAAGGUGUGGUGAUGUAGAAAAGCUGAUGGAGAUUUGGAAACUAAUGCUGAGAGAGAAAAUACAAGGGACACGAGUGACGUACAACACUCUUGUAGAUGGGUUUGCGAAACAAGGCCGCUACAUUGAAGCGAGGGAUGUUGUUUCAGAGUUUGGUAAAAUGGGUUUGGAGCCGGCUGUUAUGACUUACAAUAUGCUGAUGAAUGGUUACGCAAGGGGAGGACAAGAUUCGAAACUGCCGCAGCUGUUGAAAGAAAUGGCUGCUCUUAACUUGAAACCUGAUUCCAUCACGUAUUCAACCAUGAUCUACGCUUUUGUCCGUGUCCGAGACUUCAAAAGAGCAUUCUUUUACCACAAGAUGAUGGUUAAAAGCGGGCAAGUACCAGACCCGAGGUCAUAUGAGAAACUUCGGGCGAUUCUUGAAGACAAGGCAAAGACAAAGAACAGAAAAGAUAAAAAUGCUAUACUUGGUAUUAUUAAUAGCAAGUUCGGUCGUGUUGAAGCGAAGCCUAGAGGGAAGAAGGACGAGUUCUGGAAAUACAAGAGGAACCGAACAUCUUAUAAACCCCAAGCGUAGCCUGUAAGCUAAUUUAAAUGCUGUAGUAUUAUAUAGUGAGGAUGACUUUAUGGUUCUUGUAAUAUGUUUCGUGUUUAUAAGAGAUACCUUGAUCA